This is a messenger RNA of Hydra vulgaris (swiftwater hydra), 1062 nucleotides long. Its product is annotated as general transcription factor II-I repeat domain-containing protein 2B-like. Gene Ontology annotation, molecular function: protein dimerization activity. Lineage: Eukaryota; Metazoa; Cnidaria; Hydrozoa; Anthoathecata; Hydridae. The record is from RefSeq and is a predicted model, not a curated record.
AUGACAUCAAUUAUAUUUGAAUAUUUCAAUUAUAAAAAAAUCGUCUGGAAUGGCUAUCUGUCAGACGUAAUUGUAAAAGAAGAGUUACUAGAUUUAGUUAAGUUGAAAGACACAACUCGUGGAGUUGAUAUCAAGGAAGCCCUUGACAAAGCUCUGCUUAAAGCUAAUGUACCUAUCAACAAGCUUGUUAGUGUUGCUACAGAUGGUCCAUCAGCAAUGGCUGGAAAACAUUUAGGACUUAUAGGCUUAUUAAAAAGUGACCCUAAGUAUCCAGAAUUUAUCCCACAGUUUAGAAACUUUAUAAAUGAAUUGGAUCUUGCUGAUGAGCCAAGUGACGUGUCAUUUUUCUGUUCUGUAAGAUGGCUUUCAAGUAGUGAUGUUGUUUAUAAAUUUGUAGAACUAUUAGAGCCAAUUAAAUGUUUUUUGAUUGAAAAAGAAAAGACAUUUGAAAUCCUAGACGAUAUAAAUUUUGUGCAAGAUCUUUUAUUUUUGACUGAUAUAAUGCAACAUUUAAAAAGUCUGAAUUUGUUUCUUCAGGGAAAAGAAAAAAAUAUAUCUGAUCUUGCGCAAACGAUAUUUAGUUUUCAAAAAAAAAUUAUUCUUUUUCAGAAAGAUCUUAGCUUGAAAAAAUUUAAUCAUUUUCCUCAAAUGAAGAAGAUGAUUACUUCUAAUCCUUCAAUUCAUAAUGGCUGUCCAAUUCCUGAAAAAAUGCUUGAAGAUAUAUCUCAAUUUGAAAUGGAACUACUAGAUCUCCAAGAAGAUCAAAAUCUACUUAUGCUGCAUAAAACAAUAACUUUUAUGGAAUUUUGGAAGAUAGUUCCCGAGGUUAAGUAUCCUCAACUUAAAAAGAUUGCCAUAAAAUUCAUUUCAAUUUUCGGUUCAACGUAUACAUGUGAAUCUUUAUUCUCUACUAUGAAAUUUGUCAAAUCAAAGUAUCGUGCAAAUCUAACCAUUGAGCAUUUGUCUGAGUUACUUAGAACAGCCACUACAAGUUUGAAACCAGAUUUUAAGAAACUUACCAGUAAAGUUAUGAGUAUUAGUUUGAUCAAAGUAAAAAAUUGA